Emiliania huxleyi CCMP1516 is the source of this 1319-nucleotide messenger RNA. RefSeq lists its product as hypothetical. Bases 119 to 1264 code for a protein of 381 amino acids. The transcript has 6 exons. Gene Ontology annotation, biological process: monoatomic cation transport. The record is from RefSeq and is a predicted model, not a curated record. Gene Ontology annotation, molecular function: monoatomic cation transmembrane transporter activity. NCBI's taxonomy places the organism in Eukaryota, Haptophyta, Isochrysidales, Noelaerhabdaceae.
GCUCGCGAAGGCUGAGACCGCGCUCGAGGCAGUGCUCGCCGAGGACGCUGAGUCGGCGCCCGUCUCGCGAUCUCACUCUGUGGCCUCUCUUGUGGACGCGAUCGAGGUGGAGAGGCAGAUGGACGUCGAGGUUGUCCUCGUUGACACGAUCACGGCGGAGCUGGCCUUGUCCGAUCGCAGCGCCGGACAGGACGACGGGUCAAACGACGCGGGCCGCGCCGAGCACGAGCAGCGGCGGCGCGAGGCCGCGCGUGGACGGUGGGGCGGCUGGCGCCUCUUUGCGCGCUCGCCCACCUCGUUUGAGCGCUUCGGCGAGCAGCCACACGCUGUCGACGAGGCCGCGGCGGACGGCGAGCAGCGCCAGCAGCCCAUGGAGCCGCCGGAGGGCGGGCAGCUUGAUGGCGCCCCGCCCAUUCGGCGCGCUCCGACGUGGAUGCCUCCUCUGAUGGCGAAGGAGGGCGGGGACGCCCCACGCGCCUGGCCCGGCGCGUGGCUGCGAGAUCUCUUUGCCCAGCUGAAGGGGCGCGCCCUGCUGCUCGUGGCGCUGCUCCUCUUCCAGUCCGCCUCCUCCGUCAUCCUCCGCCGGUACGAGUCGCUCCUCGACCGCCACCCGACCCUCAUCGCCUUCCUUACCAUGCUCGUCGGCGCGGGCGGCAACGCGGGCAACCAGGCGGCCGUCCUCGUCAUCCGCGGCCUCGCCACCGGCGCAACGCGCCGCGCCUCGAUGGGCAGCCUCCUCCUCUCCGAGCUGCGCGUCGGGCUCUGCAUCGCCGCACUCCUCGCGGCGCUGAGCUACUGGCGCGUCGACUACUUCCUGCCCGACGACGCGCCGCACGCCCACCUCGAGUCCGCCACAGUCGCAACCUCGGCCUUUUGCAUCGUCGCGAUCGCCGUCGUCGUCGGCGCCGCGCUGCCGAUGGGGCUUUACCUCGUGCGGCUCGACCCGGCGCACGCGGGAGCAACCAUCCAGGUGGUCAUGGACAUCGUGGGCGUGCUGAUCACUUGCUUCGUCGGCUCGCGACUCCUCUCCAGCCACGCUGACGAGGUUGCCGCCCAAGGCGGGCGGGCGGGCGGGCGCUUACUGGGCCUCUCCCACGGCGCCGCCGCCCCCGGCGCGCUGCCCUUCGACUUGGCGGAGCCCGCGCCGCCGUGCAGCUACACGCCGCAGGGCGAGGAGGCGGAGGCGGCGUUUGAGGCGGCGGUCGUGCGCGAAGCACAGCGGCGGGCGGUGGCACUGAUCGCCGCCCUCGCGCAGCAGCGCUAGGAAGGUAGGAGGACUAUUCACGAAAAUCACAACCCCAGACACAGUCGAGAGACAC